Messenger RNA from Morus notabilis, 2430 nucleotides. RefSeq names its product cytosolic endo-beta-N-acetylglucosaminidase 1. Gene Ontology annotation, cellular component: cytoplasm. The record is from RefSeq and is a predicted model, not a curated record. Lineage: Eukaryota; Viridiplantae; Streptophyta; Magnoliopsida; Rosales; Moraceae. Gene Ontology annotation, molecular function: mannosyl-glycoprotein endo-beta-N-acetylglucosaminidase activity. Bases 114 to 2252 code for a protein of 712 amino acids. The transcript has 11 exons. Gene Ontology annotation, biological process: protein deglycosylation.
UCAACUUUUGAGGCUUUUAUGUAUUGUAGUUCUUUUAUCUCCAUUGAAAACAAACAACUAUUAAACAGAUUCUUCAUUGCAUUUUAUUUCGUGGUUGCUUCUUCUCCUUUCCCAUGUUACUUCCUCUAGUUCGUUCUUACAUAAACCGUCAAACCUUGGUGUCUCUCCAAAACCUUCUCAAACUCAUUCACCAAAAACUCUGCAACUUCUUUCGUUUCCUCUUCGCCAAAAUGUCCAAAAUCGGCCCAGAACCAGAGCUUCAAUCCUCUGCUUCCGAUUCCACAACAUUUGAUCCAACUAAACCGUCCGUUCCCAUAUCUUACCCGAUCAAAACCCUGGAGGAGCUCGAAUCAAGGUCCUACUUUGAGUCCUUUCACUACCCAUUUAACAGAGCUUCUGUUCCUCUUCAAUCUGGGACGUUGCCCAAUAGGCCUAGGCUGCUUGUCUGCCAUGAUAUGGCUGGUGGGUAUGGAGAUGAUAAGUGGGUCCAGGGUGGGACCAAUCCCGAGGCGUUUGAUUUGUCGCAUUGGUAUCUGAUGGACGUUUUUGUUUACUUCUCUCAUAAUCUCGUUGCUCUCCCUCCUCCUUGUUGGACUAACACGGCUCAUCUGCACGGUGUUAAGGUAUUGGGGACUUUCAUCACUGAAUGGGACGAGGGUAGAGUUAUUGCCAACAAGUUGCUCUCAACAAAAGAAUCAUCUCAAAUGUAUGCUGAGCGCUUGGCAGAACUUGCUGUUGCUUUGGGCUUUGACGGAUGGCUGCUCAAUAUGGAGGUCUCAUUGGGCGCGAGCAAAAUUCCUAAUCUAAAAGAAUUUGUCAGCCAUUUAACCCAGAAAAUGCAUUCCUCAAUUCCGGGCUCCUUAGUUAUAUGGUACGACAGUAUCACAAUUGAUGGUAAUCUCAACUGGCAAGAUCAGCUGAAUGAAAAAAACAAACCCUUCUUUGAUGUUUGUGAUGGUAUUUUUGUAAACUAUACGUGGAAGGAAAGCUAUCCCAGCCUCUCAGCUGCAGCUGCUGGGGAUAGAAAGUAUGAUGUCUACAUGGGCAUUGAUGUCUUUGGAAGGGGCACUUUCGGCGGUGGACAAUGGAAUACAAACGUUGCACUUGAUGUGCUGAAAAAGGACGAUGUUUCAGCUGCCUUGUUCGCGCCUGGAUGGGUCUAUGAGUCUAAACAACCACCAGAUUAUCAGACUGCUAAAACUCAUUGGUGGUCCCUUGUGGAGAAAUCUUGGGGAGUUGCUCAGCAUUAUCCUAAAACACUACCAUUCUCUUCAAACUUUGAUCAGGGCCAUGGUUACCAUUUUUCUGUCGAUGGAGAGCAAGUUCUAGAUACUCCUUGGAACAACAUUUCUUGUCAAGGCUUUCAGCCGCAUCUGGAGUUCAAACCUGCAGAUGCUAUUCAAGUGCUGGUCGAUUUCAAGGAACCUUCUUAUGGUGGGGGAAGUAGCAUCACGUUUAAAGGAAAUCUUGAAGAAGAUUCUGAAUUCAGAAAUAACCUCUUUUCGGGAGAGCUUCAUUUGCAGGACUCUCCUCUCCACUUGACAUAUUCGGUAAAAUCAGAUAGCAAUUCUCUACUAGGCCUAUGUCUUGAGUUCUAUUCCCUGGCGGGAGAACGAAAGUCGGUACUUCUUGCACCAAGGGAGGCGAACCGUUUCUCAAGUACAUUUAACGAAGUGGUUAUAACCCGCCAACUUGAACAUCUUGGAACUUCUCAGGGGUGGGUGGUGCACAAGGCAAGUAUCAAAAUAAGUGGACAAAACUUAACAAAAAUCGGUUUCGUAUGCUACAGGCCAGAGUCUCGUAUUGUCCAAAGAACUUCUAAUCGGAGUUCUACAGAGUACUAUGCAGUGCUUGGCCAUAUUUCUAUCAAGACUUCAGAACACAAUCUGCAAUUUCCACCCGCUGGUUCAUGGUUGGUUGAGGGUCACUACACGGAAUGGGACGCGAGUUCUAAGGGUUCCAAGACUGUUAGUGUAAAGAUCACUUGGAAGUUGAAAGAUGGUAAUGGUUCUGCGUUUCCAAAGUACAAUAUUUACGCGGAGAAAAUAGCGGGGAAAGUUGUUCCAGGACAAGCAGCAGCAAGGGAGUUCCUCGGAGUGGCACUAGUAGAGGCUUUUUAUGUUGCUAGCUUUGCAGUUGAUUCUGAUAAUAUUGGUGUCAAAUUCAUCAUCCAAGUGUGUGGCAUUGAUGGGAGUAGCCAGAAAGUGGAUGAUUCCCCUUUUUACCGUUUGGAGGCACCAAAAGCUCUGUAAUCUUGUGCCUAAUCUCUCUAGCCAUGCAGUAUUAUAUAAUCGGCAAUAAAAGUGUGUAACAAUAAUGAUAUUGUGCAAUAAUAAAUUACUUAUAAAAGUGCACAAUAACAACAACAUAUAUCUUUGUUUUAGCUUUGCAAUAUUACAUAAACGGCAUUAAAAUUUAAUGCCAUUCUCA